UAAAAGAUCUGCUCAAGUUAGCCGGGAUUGGCGGAGCAGACUUGCUGUCCUAUGUUGCAAAACUGAAAGCCCACAACAUAGAUCAAUCUGUGCUUGCCAGUCUUACAUUACAACAACUUCAUGACAUCGGUAUUAUAGCGCUAGGAGACCGUAUCAAGAUUCACAAUUUCUUCUCAAAAGACCCCAACGAUUGCUCCAGUUCACGCUGCCAAAACAACGGCAUUUGUCGGGAUGGUUUUCGCUGCUUUUCGUGCAUUUGCGAUCCUAAGAACGGAUAUUACGGCGCGAGUUGUGAGCUCAAGUGCCCUUGCCAUAACAGUGGUAUUUGUAAGACAGUACCAACUGGCUUCAAAUGCGUCUGCCCGCCAGGAUACUCGGGUGAUUUAUGUAAAACCAAGUAUUUAACUGAAGAGAGAGUGGUGAAACUUGAGGAAACAUUGAAACAG
This is a messenger RNA of Paramuricea clavata, 446 nucleotides long. The record is from the annotation of a GenBank genome assembly. Lineage: Eukaryota; Metazoa; Cnidaria; Anthozoa; Malacalcyonacea; Plexauridae.